Molecule: messenger RNA, 3882 nt
Organism: Lytechinus pictus (painted urchin)
Lineage: Eukaryota; Metazoa; Echinodermata; Echinoidea; Temnopleuroida; Toxopneustidae
Product: COP9 signalosome complex subunit 6-like
Exons: 8
Coding region: 317-1264 (315 amino acids)
Biological process (GO): protein deneddylation
Cellular component (GO): COP9 signalosome
Molecular function (GO): protein binding; metallopeptidase activity
Source: RefSeq, a predicted model, not a curated record
AAGACUGCGACUACAGCUACACUCACACAUUUUGUAACGUCACCAUUAAACAACGGGCAUUCUUCAAGCGGUGCGCUCGUAGGAUCUGCCAUCUUUGUUGAAAAUAUCACAAACAAAUAACUUAUAGAUCCACUCCCUCGAUUUUUAGCUCAACUUGAAUGGAAAAAUUCAUGAAACAAACUCCGAAAGACGAAAAUAAUGUCUGACUCAUUUUUCCACCGCACUCAAAUUCUGAUCCGAUCCUGUGAAUGAAAAUUAUGGUAAGCCACGCCCAUAUUCGUUACGUAAUCAAGUCAAAGACUACAUCAAGUUCAAGAUGGCGUCGGAAAUGGAAAUCGAAGGGAGUUCAUCCUCUUCACAGUCAGCUGUUAUGGCUUCUGGAGGGACAGGAAGCGUGGCAGUUGCUCUUCAUCCCCUGGUUGUCAUGAAUAUUUCAGAACAUUGGACUAGAAUCCGUGCACAAGAAGGAAAACCUACCCAGGUUCUUGGUGCUUUGAUUGGUAAACAAGAAGGCAGAAACAUAGAGGUCCUCAAUUCAUUUGAGCUUCUCUUUGACACCGUGGAGGGAGAUAUCAUCAUCGACAGGGAAUACUACAACACAAAAGAAGAACAAUUCAAGCAGGUUUUUAAAGAUCUUGAGUUUCUUGGUUGGUACACCACUGGAGGAUCACCGGAUGAAUCUGAUAUCAAAGUUCACAAACAGAUUUGUGAAAUCAAUGAGAGCCCCAUCUUCUUGAAGCUGAAUCCAUUAUCAAGACAGACUGAUCUUCCCGUCCACAUGUUUGAAUCAGUGAUUGAUCUGAUCAACGGCAUAGCAACCAUGCUAUUUGUGGAGCUGCAUUUUACCCUAGCAACAGAAGAGGCUGAAAGAAUAGGUGUUGAUCAUGUUGCUAGGGUAACCAACAGUGAAACUAUGGAAAGCUCUGUGGUUGCGGAGCACCUGAUAGCACAACACAACGCCGUGAAGAUGCUGCACAGUCGCGUAAAGCUGAUCUUGGAUUACGUGAAAGCUGUCCAGUCUGGUGAGGUGCCCAUGAACCAUGAGAUUCUCCGGGAUGCCAACAGUCUCUGCCACAGGCUACCGGUCCUGCAUCUAGAAAAGUUUGAUACAGAAUUCUACAAUCAAUGCAAUGAUGUAACUCUUAUGGCCUAUCUAGGGGCAAUUACUAAAGGCUGCAACACAAUAAAUCAGUUUGUCAACAAGUUCAACGUACUCUACGACCGUCAAGGCAUGGGAAGAAGAAUGCGAGGACUCUUCUUAUGAGGACCUACUUUUGUGAUAGUGUCUUUUCUACUUCCUAAAGAUUAGCAUUUGAAGAGCAGGGGCUGGUUUCACGAGUCAGCCAGAAGACUUAAGUUAAUUGACAUCUCAUAGAGAUAAGUGAAUUCUGUUACACAUAUGGUUGUCAAAGGCAGUGUUAAUGCAAGUGUCCAACCAGGAAACAUAAAUCAUGGUUCUUCUUUGUGUUUUGCAUUGUGAUACUUACAUUUUAGCUUUCCUUUGACUGGGAACAGCUUAGUUUUGUGGCUCAGGUUUGUCCAUGUCAACCUCAAUCAAGUGUUCCAGUGAAAGCCUGCCACCAUGGGGCAGUUUGGCAUCAAUUUAACAUCGAGAACCCUGUUACAUGAAAGCAGUAACAACAGUCAGGUUUCUGGCAGAAUCAUGUUUCGAUACUAACCUGUUUUCAGCACUUCAUUUUUGCAGUCUUGAUCAUGGUCAUAUAAUGCUCAUAAUUUGCAGAAACCCCUUUUUUUGCCUAAGCAUGUUUGAAAACCGUGAUUCUUUGAUAUAGAUUGGUUGCUUGAACACAAAAACCCAAGAUGUAAGAUUAUGACAGUAUUCCCUGAGGAUUAUCCAUAACUUGGCAUGUUCUUUAAGACAUCUAUUGUGGUAACUAGUCAAUAGAUCUAUAGAAAAGGAUUUUUUCUGUCAAUUGCUCUGAUUAAUCAUAUGUUCUUGAUGCUGUUCAUAUUAAGCAGUUUUGCAAUUCUUAUCCCAUCAGAAAAGGAAAGGAAAUCAGAUAACGAUAUUAAAAUUGCACUCAAAACCUUGUCUUAUUUUCUGUUGUAAUCUCUGUAUGUACAUGUACACAGAAUAUAUUUAAUUUUUCUUAUGGAUGCAUGGCAGAAACAGAUGUAUAUAGUUUAAAGACAAGAAUAUGCAAAAUGCAACCUUGAUUUAUUAAAAGCUCAUGUAUGGGGGGCAAGAAAUUGAAAGCAUGAUAAGUAUUUUAUUGACCACCACUAACAGAUUAGCAAGAAAUCUCUAGCUAUUAUCUGCAGUCAUACAUGUAUUUCAUUGUAAGCAGAUCUUAUAAUAUAUUUAUAUUACGAAGGCACCCCCCACUCAGUAAAAUUUUAUUGCAAAAGUUUCUUGAAGCACUCGAAUAUAAUAUUUGUACAAACAUGUUGAGCUUUGCCACGUAAUUUAUGAACAUAGCUGGAGCUAGUUUUAGAUGCAUAAUACAUGUGCACUUGUUUACAUCUACCGUGUGAUGUAGAUUGGAGCUGAUUCUUGAUUAAAUUAUCUACUUCAUGUUCUCUGGAGCCAAAUAAUUAGCCAAAGCAUUUUUUUUGCUUACUACCUGUUAGUAGGUUUGUAAAUUCCAAUCUACAUAAGAUAAAGUUGGUUUUGAGGUUUGAAGCCCUCCAACAGUGAAAGUGGCCAUGUCCAAGAGAGAAAUGAUGAUGUCACAAAGUCUACAUCAUUUGAUGUAUUUUCAAUACUUUGAUUUUGUAUACCAGGGCCCCGUCUAACAAAGAGUUGUGAUUGAUCCAAUCAACUUCAACUAUAUGGAAACCAUUCUCAUCGUCAUAUUUUUUCCUACGGGAGAUUCGCAAAGUGCUCUUUGUAAACAAAGAGCAUACCAAAUUGCCAAAGAUUAAUGUACAAGUAUGCAUCAUAUCUAGAAAACAUGUGGGAACAAACAUGCAUUUUAGAUUGUGGCGUUGCUGGCUUUCCAUAAUUGUGGUUGAUGGGAUCAAUUGUUACUCUUUGUAAGAUGGAGUCCAGGGCCCUGUCUUACAAAGAGUUACAAUUGAUCCAAUCAAUCACAACUAUGGAAAGCCAUCAACAUCUAAACUAAUAAUGUUUGUUUAAAAUAUUUUCUAGAUAUCUAUAUUCAUACAUUCACUGUUGUCUUGACAAUUCAGUAUGCUCCUCUUUGUUUUCAAAGGACAUUGUGGACAUUUCCUGUAGAAAAAUUGUAUAUGACAUUGGAUUGUCAUAUACUUGAUCGAAUCAAUCAUAACUCCUUGUAAGACGGGGCCUAGGAACGUCAAGCAUGGUUUAGUUCAUCAUGGAUGAUGAAGAAGACAAAUUUGUUAAAUCUGGAGAAUUAUGUAUAGAAGGUAAUUUUAAUGAUUCUGCAUUAUCGGGAAGUAAAUAAAGGGCAAUUCCAUUACGUAGGUACGUCCGACCUAAUGUAUUUGUUUCAACUUUUUGGUUAUUAUUUUAUGCUAUUGCCCUGGAGUAAAUUCCUACCAGGUUAAUAGUUUUUGGUCCAUAUAUUCUGAAGUCGGGUUUAAUUCAAACUCUGGUCUAAAGUUGUGGUCUAACUAUGGACAGCCAGUUGUGACAUAAAUCUCUAACAAUUGAGGUUCAAUGUAUGAGCUCAUUUGUCUCUCGAAUCUUUAUCUGUCUGAGAAGGAUAAAUAAGAUAGUCAUCUUCACCAUUUUAGAAGUGAGGCGUAAAAUGACUUGUUUGACUUCCCAUAAUUUUAACACAGAUUUAGACCAUGGUCUAUUAAACCCGACUUCAGAAUACAGGCUAUUUUGUUUUCACUUACACGGUAUUCAAUGAAUUGAAUUAUGCGUACUAUCGUUUGUUGUAAAGGGUAUAAAUAAUGUUCAAAAUAAAAACAAAAUGAGAAUACAACUAA